UUUUAGAUAUAAUAGUAUUUAAGAGAUUAACAACAUCAUUUCACAAAUUUUCAAGAUGUGGUUAACAACAAUUUUGUAUAUAUUUAUAUUUAAUAUGUGUUUUCAGAAAGUUCUUACACAACUAAGUACGUCUUCAAAUACAGGCCUAAAUAAUCCUAUAAUAUCAGCAGCAUUACAAAACAAUGGAUUGACAAUACCGAAAAAUUUAAACCAAAUACCCAAAUCACAAAAAUAUUUAAACCUCCAACAGAUUAAUAAAAUGCAACAACCAGUGAAUUUACAACAACUGAACUUACAACAAGCAUCAAACUUGCAAAUGGAAAAUUUACAGCAGGGAGCGAAUUUGCAACGAGCCACAAAUUUACAACAAAUGAAUUUUCAACAAUCCGGUUUACAACCAAAUUUACUGCAACAACAAAAUUUAUCACCCGUAUUAAAUAAUAUCGCAAGUCAACGGCCUGAUUUUUCCCUAGCUUCUUCGCUUAUCUCCAAUUCUAAUUUAGCAAAAAUAAAUAAUCCACCAAUGAAUAAACCUGUCAUAAAUGGAAAUUCUAUUCAAGGAUUUCAGUCUCGUUUCAAUCCAGGAUUACGUAACGUUGCUCCUGCCACAUCUAAUUUUAAUUUACAACCAACUGUACAAACGUCAUAUACAGGUUUUAUCCCAAACGGACAAAAUGCAUUCCUUAAUAUGCCUCAAGUAAAUCAAGCAACGCCAGAUCAGCUUUCGUCCAUUUCAGAGACACCUGUUAUCAAUCAACCAAGUCUAACCUUAGUAGCACAACCUGCUCCAGAUCAGCAGUCUUUAAAUAUAAUACAGAAUGUCCCGAUGGAUUAUCAAAAUCAAAUUUCAAUAAUAAAGUCUGUACAACCUCAAGCAUCCCUCGAAGGAAUACAAAACCAAUUACCAUCACUCAAUAUGAAUCAAAUACCAGUACUCUCGCCUAAUCUUCCACAAUCUCCAGAUUAUCCAUUAUUUCCUCCAGACUAUUCUAUCGAUUCGUUAUUAAAUACAAUGUUAUCGAAAAAAGAUUCAAAAUCGUCAACUUUGAAGAUGUUAUUGCCUCUUAUAUUUAAUUUAUUGAAAGAGAAAAACACUGGUUGCCGGUGUCAAUGUUGCGGAUGCAUGAAGGAUAACAUGCUAGUACCCCAAAUAUUUAGUGAAUACGCGAAACAAAACAACUAUGGAUUGCGAUACGACGAAAAGGAUGAUAUCGAAACGUAUAGGCCAAGAAAUAAUAAAAGAAAACAUAAAAAAUAUAACAAAGAAGACACAGAUAGCAGAGAAUAUGAUGAUGAUUACAACGAUUCCUAUGAAGAUGAAGAAGAUUAGAUUUGUAUAAUUUUUAUAGUUUUAAAUUAAAUAUAGGCAAAUUAUGAACUGUGAUGAAAAUUUAUUUAAUGUAAGUAGGUUAUAUGCGAUGUACGUUUAUAUUAAAAGAAAAAUGUGUUAUGUU
Molecule: messenger RNA, 1454 nt
Organism: Galleria mellonella (greater wax moth)
Lineage: Eukaryota; Metazoa; Arthropoda; Insecta; Lepidoptera; Pyralidae
Exons: 2
Coding region: 56-1330 (424 amino acids)
Source: RefSeq, a predicted model, not a curated record